CAAGGCAGUUCUUCUUCAUGUGCCCAUUUAGUGACAUUUGAUGGCAUCCAAGUUCGCCCCUCCUUGCAAUCGCCUGACGGCCGUCACUGAUUGGCAAUGGACGCAUAGACAUCUCUCAGACGCGGUGGCAAUAAUACAGUCAUUACACUUCCACCGAUAAAACCGACUUUAGCCUUCCAUGUGCCGGAACCGUUGCGGCGAUCCAUCUCGCCGAUGUUGAUAUCUAUCAAUGUUGAAGCACUGUCUGUGGCAUUGAACCUUCUCACAACCACAUGUUCCCUUCUGUUAUCAUGUAGACACCUCUUCCGCCGCCCCGAGUUUUUGCGAAAUUACCCAGCCUCGUUGCUGCACCUGGUGCCCGGCACGUGUGAUGGUCUCUAAGUCCGUUGCCUUCACGUGCCCAACCUUUGACGCUCACCGCGCCAACUCUACGAGAUCCUGUUGUCCGCUUGGGUGCCGAUAGCCUUGUUCUCAUCACAGUCUGGCGCGGCCAUGUCUUACGCAGAUUCAACAAGCUCACAGAGUAGCUUGGAAACCGACUCUGAGACACCUCUCCGUCACUCUCCGCCUCUUCAUCCUGAGUUACACCCAUCAAGACGUCCAUUUCUGAAUGCCUCGCUACAGCGACCGCUACCGGAAUUGCCUCGAUGGGACUCCUCGGGAUCCAAUAGCCACAGGCCGGCAGCAUUUCUGCAAGAUCGCCCUCUCCCUGUCCCGACAUCUCCCCAGACUCCCGAAGAGCGCAGACAAAGCCUGAUCGCUCUAGAUCGCAAGAGACGAUUGACAAAUACCACAUACGAUGAAGGCAGGAUGAGGUCAAAUAGUGGUGGCUACUACGACAGAAGGUCAAAUCUGGAAGCCGGCUUUCGGGUUGCUGGGCCUUCUUCCCCUUCGCCCAGGCCUCAUGCAUUGUCCGACGUCACCAGGCCGUUGCCCGAAAUCAUCGACCUCACCGGGUCUUCUCCACCUACACAACCUCGGACGCCUCCUCGAGAAAGGAGACGAAGCGGAGGCCUCUCUGGAAGUGCAAGACAAUAUGUCGUACCGCGAUGGCAGCCGGAUUCUGAAGUCAGCGAGUGCCCCAUUUGCAAGCGACCCUUUACCUGGAUGUUUAGACGGCAUCACUGUAGAAAGUGUGGUCGGGUUGUGUGCAAUGACUGCUCCCCCCAUAGGAUCACGAUUCCUCGACAAUUCAUCGUGCGUCCACCUGGAGCGGAUGUCCUUGUUUCACCAGAAAUCUUGCCUACUCGCCACACCGGUACGGUGGACCUGACUGCGGAAGACAAUGACGAGGAUCCAUACGAAGCCUCACCAACUCCAGGAAGCUAUGCGGGAUCACAGCUGGAGGGCGGUGAAAAAGUGCGUCUUUGUAAUCCCUGCGUGCCGGAUCCGCAGCCUGACUUUCCACCAAACCAAACCCACUUCGGCAAUGCAACUACUCCUCAAGCAGUGACCCCUUGGCGGGAUCCUGCAGGAAGACCUAAUUUCAACGAGCGUCUAUCAAACGACGAUAUAGUCGGUUCUGGGGGAGUUGUCAACGGCUCAUUAACGAGACCUGCAGGGGGCAGUUUCCCUCGCUCGAGUGCGUUUGGGCAGAAUCAUAAUGACCAGACGUACGGCCGAGACAGUGGCCUGUCUUGGUUUGGCUCAUACCGGGAACAACCAUCGCCAACAGGCCGUCGUUUACCUCGCCCACCUACUUCAGAUGCCGGUCGAGGCUUUUCCCGCCCUCUUAGUGAUAAUCCGCUGCGAGACGGCCGAUACAAUAGCACCAUGACCCGCCCUUCCGAUCCCGACAGUCGCCAGCCUCGACAUGAGCCUUCAGGCUCUCCAGCCUCAAGGUACCCUUAUCUGGGAAACGACCGAGUCUCUGCCCGGGUUCUUCCCAGCGUAUUCGAGGGGACGGCUGCUUCGCGUCCUCCACGACUUGAUGAGAACGACUUUUGUCCUAUUUGCAGGCGUAUCCUUCCUCCCAAAGGGCCGAAUGGUGAUGAGAGAGAUCGAGAAAUGCACAUCAUGGAGUGUAUAAGUGCGAGGGACCCUUCAUAUCGUGCUCAGACCGAGACUGGGGAGCCUUCGCAGGCGAGGAUUCAUAUGCUUCCUUUUACUGCCACGGAAAAGGAUUGUGUUGGUCAAGACGGGAGUGCACAGGAAUGUUCGAUAUGCAUGGUGGAAUACAACGUGGGCGACGAAUUAGCCCGGUUGGAGUGUCUGUGCAAGUUCCACAAGGAGUGCAUUGUGGAAUGGCUUGGUCACAAAGCAGAAUGCCCGGUGCAUAAAGUGAUUACAUGAUCUGUACGACGAUAUGAGCGAUGCGACGACUAGCAUAGUGAUAGCCAUGCAUGACAGGUUGGGAAAGCCAUGGAUAAAACGGAUAAGGAGCACGGAGGAUAGGUUGGUUUUGAUAUUUCACCCCAGGGUUGCAGACGACGAUGUCCCCUUCUCUUGCGGAGUAUAUCGGGCGUUGGAGUUUUGCUUGGUUGCUGAGCUUGAACAUCUGAACUGAUGCAACACAAUACCUUUUCCGGUCAUGUUCGUUGCUGGACAUUGGAGCAGAGGAUGUCUGGCCACAGGCAAGAGUGGAAGUGACGGUACCGAGACAGUACAGCGUACCUAGUACAUUCAAGUUGUGUCAGACCGUGCCAAUAUCAUGCCACUAGCACUACUUAACAAUGAGUUUCGUCC
Molecule: messenger RNA, 2685 nt
Organism: Exophiala dermatitidis NIH/UT8656
Lineage: Eukaryota; Fungi; Ascomycota; Eurotiomycetes; Chaetothyriales; Herpotrichiellaceae
Exons: 3
Coding region: 493-2292 (599 amino acids)
Molecular function (GO): metal ion binding
Source: RefSeq, a predicted model, not a curated record